CAGCUACUUAACUCCUCUUGCUUCUUAUCUUCACUCGUCACCAAUAUAACACUAGCCAUGGGAGAGGGAGAAGCAAAAGCUGAGCAUGCAGCCAAAGCAGAUCACAAGCAUGCUCCCUCCGCUUCUUCAACGCCGGAGUCUUACUCCAAAGACGGCGAACGACGACGAAGAGGCCGAGACGCUUACCGCGCAUUCUGCGCGGCUAUCUUUUCCAUCCUCGUCUUACUAGGAAUCAUCGCUUUAAUACUCUGGCUCGUCUACCGUCCACACAAGCCACGCCUCACCGUCGUCGGUGCCGCCAUAUACGACCUCAACUUCACGGCGCCGCCGUUAAUCUCAACCUCCGUCCAGUUCUCCGUCUUGGCCCGAAACCCGAACCGGAGAGUAUCCAUUCACUAUGACAAGCUGUCCAUGUACGUUACAUACAAAGAUCAGAUCAUAACGCCCCCGCUUCAGCUUCCACCGCUUCGUCUAGGACAUAAAUCUACUGUGGUGAUAGCUCCGGUGUUGGGCGGUGCCGGUGUACCGGUUUCGCCGGAAGUUGCUAACGGGUUGAAGAGUGAUGAAGCUUACGGUCUCGUUUCAAUGAGAGUGGUGGUUACAGGGAGGCUACGUUGGAAAGCUGGUGCGAUUAUGACUGGACGGUAUGGAUUUUAUGCAACGUGUGGUGUGUGGAUGAGAUUUAAUCGAUCUUCUAAUGGUCAAGUUCCUCUUCUCGCUCCUUCAACUUGUAAAGUUGAUGUCUAGUUUUUAUUUUAUUUUGUAAUGGUUUUCUUUUACAGUUGUGUUUAAGAAAGAAGUAAAAAGCUAGUUUUAAAGUUAAGAUAAAUCGAACUUGUAAAUUUUUGUUGUUGUCUUUUUUUCUUUCCAGUCAUGUACUCAUGUUAGUGUUUAGGUCUGCCUCGACACUCGAGUUCUAGUGUAAUUGUGUAAGCUUUUCUCUUAUCUUGAGAAUAAAUCCAGAGGCAUAAGCCAGGCAUUGUAGUUA
Messenger RNA from Brassica oleracea var. oleracea, 988 nucleotides. RefSeq names its product protein YLS9-like. Gene Ontology annotation, biological process: defense response to other organism. The record is from RefSeq and is a predicted model, not a curated record. Bases 58 to 747 code for a protein of 229 amino acids. Lineage: Eukaryota; Viridiplantae; Streptophyta; Magnoliopsida; Brassicales; Brassicaceae. The transcript has a single exon.